AUGGCGGCUUCGAAGAGGUUGUGCUCCUCUCGAUCGCGCGAUUGUAGCGAGAAUUCGCGCAGAGCACAUGGAUCUAAUGACAAAAAGGGACAUAGAAGAGAAGUGGAAUCUCUUCUGGACAUUUCUGCCAAAGUUGUGGCAGAGAAUAUUCCGUUUCAACGGAUAGAACAGCUUUACGAUCGGAUACCGGAGCCCGUUCAAAGUCGGAUUGUGUACUGGUCGUUUCCCCGAAAUGAAAAGGAUAUUUGCAUGUACUCUUCCUAUGCAAACUGUUCUAAUAAGGACAACUGUGAAAGCCAAAAGCUGCCUUUUUAUCAGGGAAUUAAACUUUUAGAAAACGGUGCUGUUUCCAACGUUCUGCAAAUAGGCUUCCACUUAAGCGGAACGAUAACAGAGCCUGCCAAACCCCUUUUCUCAGAGCCAGAAAAACCAUACCAAGUAUCAAUAAGUUUUGACAGGUGUAAAAUCACAUCUGUAAAAUGUGGCUGUGGAAACCGAGAUAUAUUCUGGUGCCACCAUGUGGUGGCGCUGUCACUGUAUCGGAUACGGAAAGCAGACAGUGUCCAACUACGGGUGCCGAUAUCCGAAACACUUCUACAGAUGAGUCGGGAACAGCUGCAGAAAUUUGCCCAGUAUUUAAUCGCAGAACAUCAUACAGAUGUUCUACCCACAGCCCAGAGAAUAGCAGAUGAAAUCUUGCAGGCAAUGUCCGAAAUCAACAUGCUUCCAGGUGCCCCGGACCCUACAGCAGGCGCAUCUAUUGAUGAUGACAACAGUUGGCAUUUGGAUGAAGAACAGGUUCGGGAACAAGUUCGCACAUUCCUCUCUCAGGGUGGAUACCUCAACUCUUCCAAUCAACUUAACUCCAUGUUUGCCAAGGUGAGAGAGAUGUUGCGAGCCCGAGACUCUAAUGGCGCUCGAAUGUUGACGCUGAUCACAGAGCAGUUCCUGGCUGAUCCUCGGCUGACUGUCUGGAAGACCCAAGGGACACCCAUGACUGACAACUGCCGACAACUCUGGGAUGAGCUGGGUGCAUUAUGGGUGUGUGUGGUGCUAAAUCCAAGCUGCUCUCCGCUUGAGAAGGAACAGUGGCGUGCCCUCCUGGACCAGUGGAUCGGGAACUCUCUGUGCCCCCUUGAGGAUGCAGAUGGGGGUCGGCAAAUACCUGAUGUCCCCCUCACCCGGGAUCUGUUAGCUGGAGGCACGAACAAUACACCCCCUCAGACCCGGCCACGCCCCCGGACAGUGUUCCAGCAUGCCCAGGAAGCGAGCCAGCUGACGUGGGAAGACCGACACCUACAACUGAUUGUCCACCAGGACAAUUUCCACAGUCGUGAUGCAUGGAACUCCAAACUCUUCGACUCCCGGGGACUUCCUCUCUGGCAUGAGCAUAUACCUACAGCUUGUGCCAGAGUGGAUGCCCUGCGUUCCCAUGGUUACAUUAAAGAAGCUUUGCGAUUGGCUGUUUCUAUUGUAAGAACAAUGAAGUUAGAACAGAAGAGAAAUCAAGAACGAUACAGAGACUUGCAGAGAGAUAUAGUGUCAGCCAAUCCUUGUAUGUCAACAUGUGGGUCAAGGUCACAACCACCUGUCAAUCAAACUGGUCUGAUUGGUCACCCCCUGAACCCCAUCUCUGUCCUGUUUGAAACCCUGCUGGAGGCAUGUCUGGGGCCCGAUGAACAUCAUGGAAGUGGGUCAUCAUCUUCAAGUUCAAGUUCCCGUAACAACAACAACAGUUCCAGCAACAACCAUUCCUCAUCUUCAUCAUCAUCAACGUCAUCUUCAUCGUCGUCAUCCUCACAGCGCUACACACACUUUGCUGAAGGAUUGGUAUCCGGGGAAACCUACCUCACUCUAGCCAUAGAAGUGGCUCUCAUAGGUCUCGGGCAGCAGAGGAUCAUGCCGUCGGGGCUGUACGCUCAGGAGAAGGCGUGUAAACAGGAGGAGAGAUUGCUGUCCAUGCUACACAACAUUCCCUCGGACCCGGUGAUCAUUGGCGUCAUGAAGAGCCAGGCCACGCUGCUGUUGGAAGGGGGUCCCAGUAGUGGUUUGGGAGUUGGCAUCCAUCCGGAGAGCUACCCCAUGCACACAUUUGCUCGCUACCUCUUCAACUGUUUGCUUCCUGUUGAUGUCGACCUCGCCUAUAUGAUCGGCAUGAGGGCAAUGAGACUACCGGUGCUGGAGAAUACAGAUGAAGUGAACCUUGACAAUGGCAUCAACAAUGUUGGGUCGGCCAUCUUGAGUCGCUUCCCGCGGUGGUUCAUCUUGAGUCACGUGGAGGCACAGCAGUGUGACCUGGCUUCUACGCUACUUGCUGCCUCGAAAAGUGACACCGGUCGACUGCGCCGAGUGCUGGAGUGCGCCCAGCAGCACAUACACAGCUCCUCCCAGCUGUACAAGCUGGCGCAGGAUGCCUUCAAGAUUGCCACCACCCCAGACGGCUCCAAACACAUGCCUGCUCUCAAUGCCGCAUUUGAACUAGGUCUUCAGGUUAUGAGAAUGACAUUGAUGACUCUGAAUUGGCGACGUCGGGAAAUGGUGCGGUGGUUGGUGACGUGUGCAACAGAGGUUGGAGUUCAGGCGCUCAUCUCUAUCAUGCAAAACUGGUUCCAGUUGUUUGCACCCAUCGAGGCAACAAGUACUGUGGCUACGACAGUGGUGUCCCGAGCAACGAUGGACCAGCUGAAGUUAACGUACCCCCAACACGAGGAGCUGGCUCGAUGUGCCCGCAGCCUCGCACUCCAGUGUGCCACCAAAGAUCCCCAGAACUGUGCAUUGUGUGCCCUAACUCUGUGUGAGAAGGAUCCUGUAGCAUUCGAGACAGCGUAUCAGAUCGUCAUCGACGCUGCAGCUCAUGUGAUGAAUUCCAGUCAGUUAUUUACUAUCGCUCGCUAUAUGGAGCAUCGUGCCUACCCCCACCGAGCAUAUAGACUGGCGCUCCUUGCCAUGAAAAAUCUCCACCUAGCUUACAAUCAAGACACCCACCCAGCCAUCAAUGACAUUCACUGGGCAUGCUUGCUCAGUCACUCGCUGGGGAAAACGGAACUGGCCAACAUGAUCCCGUUACUCGUAGAAAAUGUGCAGUGUGCUGCUGUACUGUCAGACAUUUUGCGUCGGUGUACAUUAACGGCGCCGGGUAUGGCAAGUGCGGACGGUAAAAGACGAGCAAUUAAAUUGCUGUCGUAUGAAAAGCUACCCCUCAGACAACUUAUGGAAGCGACCAUAUACGCAUACAUCCAAACGACUCAUUCCAAACUGACCCAUAUUAGUCCCCGACACUACGGAGACUUCAUUGAGUUUCUCAGCAAGGCUAGGGAAACAUUCAUCUUAGCUCAAGACGGACAUAUACAGUUUGCUCAACUCAUUGAGAACAUGAAACUGGUGUAUAAAGGCAAAAAGAAGCUUAUGUAUUUAAUAAAGGAACGAUUUGGAUUAUGAGUGAGCAAUUGUGCGACAGCAUUAUUCACGGGACCACUUUUAAGUUAUCAUUCUUCAUCAGUGCUAUGGACUUCUUUUCUUCAUCUCAAUGGUGCCACACCCAUCUGUCUGUGACCCUGGGAAACGCAAACAUGGCUGGACAAGCAACUAUCGUCACCCAGUAUUUCCAGAUAGGCUCAUAACUCACACAGUUGUUGAUUUCUCUCCUUUUGUUUAUAUGUCAAUAUACAUAUUGUUUUUGAAUACUUGUAGAAUAUGAUUUGUCAGUAGUUUACACACUGAGGAUGUAGUUUGUCAUGCCAAACUGACUUCUUUUUUCUAGUUUUCCAAGCCAUAAUGCGUUGUCUCACUUGAUCAUUGGACCAGCAAUAUAUAUAUCGAGUUGAAACUCAGGAAUGCAAUAUAUAUGGUAACCAAAGGCUAUCAGCACGUUUCCCAUGUCUGUAUUUUGUAUGACAUAUUUUUUAUGGAAUGAUUGAGAAAACACUAAAUGCAUGUUUUGAGAUUUUACACAUAGGAUUUGUAAUGAAUACAGCUCAAAGUGUUGGACAGUGUCCAGGAAUGUAUAGAAAUGAUACAAAUAGUGUUGUGUUGACCUGAUACAGUGUCAAGGUCACCUGUAGGUCAGAGGUCACAUGCUAAGGUCACCAGCUUGGCUGGUCAGAGUCACCUCUGACCUUGACUCUGACCGCAUGACCAAGAUGUCAGCAAGUCGUGAAGGAAUGUUCAUUGAUGUAGGUUAACAACUGACCUGAGGUCAUAUGAAUAUUCGUAAUCAGUCAGGUUAUAGAUUUCCCACAAUGCAAUAGGUGUCAUGCUAUGUGCAUCUACAGGGUUCAGCAUGUGAUCAAGGAAUUGAUAUUUGGAAAAACUAUAAAUAAACAAACUUUGGAAUAUUAGGAUCUUGUAUAAGAUCAACCAAUUUUGGAUUUCUCUGAACAAAAACAAGUAAUUAAAGCCAUUAUUAAAAAUGUGUUGGGGCUUGACACAUUCUCAGCUGUGGAGCUUUAACAUUAGCUUCCAGACUUUCUAUGGACUAGUUUGCCACAGUGGUACAUGUUUGGUAAAAAUGGUCGAAAGAAUCCAAAUUAUUUUCAAAGAUCCUUUUGAAAAAAUUGAGUUCGUACGGGAAAUACUACAAACAAUAUGUUGAAUGUAUUGUUCCAUUCAUUAACAGUUGUAUGCAAACACUGUUAGCUCUGAGAACACAACACUUGAGUAUAACACUGUUUGAGUAUUUUAAGGCGGAACUGUCACAGUAAAAGAUGUGAGAAGUUUACAAGUUUUCACAUGCUGUGAGGACAGGGUAAUACGAUUUUAAGAUAAGUUUGAAAUAAACUUUUAAUUUAGUUGAUAUAUUCUAAAUCUGUUUUUGCAGUAUUUUCUUGAUUUGGGAAAAUGUAUUGUUAUUGUACUUGUUACGUUAUGCCUGUUUGUGGAAUAUUAUUAUUGGUUACAUUUUCCAUUUAUGUGUUUUAAUUUGGAACAAAAGGAUUAGCGGAGUAUUGUUUGAGCAUACAUGUAUUUCAUGUCAGGAGAAAAAGAUGUUCCAAUGGGAUUUUUAAUUUCCUUUCUGGGGUGUUAUUUUUUUUGGAAUUGGCUACCUCUGUGUAUUGUUGUUCCUGGCACUCUAUUAUUCUUUCAGAGUCUCAGUCAUGCAGUUUUAAUGUGUUUUGUCAGCGUAUUCAUUCAGUUGAAUUCACAUACAAAGAAAAUGGAAACAACUUGAGCUGUAGGUAUUGUUCUGUGACCAAGUUGUUAAAAUUCUGAUUUUUUUUUUUUAUUUGAUGGAAAUCAGGAUUCAUAAAAUAUGGAUCUCAGGGACUGAAACCCAUUUUUUUCAAGCCCUAAGUUUGUAUUUUCAAACUGUUUCUAAGCAUAUAUACCCAUUGCCAUUGUAGAGUUAUUUACUCUCAGUAAUAACCUAAGUAAGUUAUUAAUGAGUCCUGCACCUUGAACAUUGUGUGACAUAUUACCUGUACAAAGAACCAUGAUAUCUGUUGUCUGUCUUGACAUUUGUGUUAAUGUGAUAUCAUCUUUUCCAUGAAAGUUAUAAUAUUAAAAACUGUGUGUUAUCUACCUCAAAUGUCGACUAUCUAAACAUGUAGCCAGCAUAAUUUUCUCACCGCUGAUAACCCAACACAUGUCGUUUGUGUCCAUAAAACUGAAAACAGAAACGUUUUUAGAGACCGUUAUUUACAAAUUUAAACCUUUACUUCAGCUGUGCAGACAAAGGCUAGAGUUAAAUUGGAAAUGAAUCCCUUUGUAUGUAUUUAAUGACUGUUUUACUGGUUGUUCGUGUAUUGAUAUGCUACUCAACGUUUGAGUAGUUUUAAGACCACACCUUGGACUAAAGAUGACUAUUUUGGUUCUUUGCAAAUGUUGAGAAGUAUAUAAUCGAUGUGUUUGUUUGGGCCUACCUCAUAAACAGUCAUUGUUGGGAUAUCAGUGGUACAAAUCAAACUAAAUCUACCUUGAAAGUUUCAUCAUCAAUCAUCACCAUCAUCAUCAUAAUCAUCAUGAAUCAGCCAUAUUCUCAUAACGAUGUGCAUAGCCUCAUUUUGUAGUCUAGUCAGAAACCCUUGUACAAGAAUUUUCAAUUUCAAUAUAGAUACUGAAUUCCUCCUUCCAGUCAAAUUUCUUACAUUCUUUCAAAGUCUGUUUUCUCCUAAACUUGUUUUUGAAACUCCCCUGCACUCUAUCCUCGACACACUACAGAAAGGGCAUAUACUGCCAUCUAUAUAAUGUUGGAUUUUUAGCAAUCAAAAUAUUUUAUAUUUCAUGGUACAAAAUGUUAGGUAGGUUGUUUUAUAUUCAUCCCAACACCUGCCAAAACAUUCUGAUUCCGUUAGCUCAUAAUGUUUUUUUGUUUUUUUUCAUUUCUUUGUCAUGUAUUGCAAUAGAAAUCAUUUGAGUUCCAAUUCCAAGAACAUUCAGUAUUGAAUCGCCGUCAGCUGGUGUGGAAUUGAUGUAAAUCCCAUGAGCAGUUUGUCACUACAGGAAAUUCAUUGAUUACAUUGAGCCUGAAGUAUUUUCUUCCCAAAUCAUAAUAACUUUUGUAAUACUAUACACCGAGCAAUAUUGCCAAGCUCUCAACAGGGAUGUAAUGAUAUGCAGCAGAGCUUAGCAUGUGUUAUCAAUAUGUCGAUGUGCAUAAAGCCUAUAGCAUCUUGUGACAGAUCAGUAAAAUGUUUAUUCUAUAUAUUUAUUUCUAUAAGUAAUGUAUAUGUACUAUUGUUUUGUAUCAGUCAUAAUUGCAAGAUAGAUCCCAUAACAUAAGGAAGUAAAAACAUUUCCCCAUUUUCUAAAUAGGUAGCCCUGAAUUUUAAUAGUUUUACUAUUUUGGACAAUUUCCCCUACGGUAUUUGAAAACUUCUCCAACACAAGGGAAGAGUAAUGUCCCUUACAUUUCAUAGCGUCAUCAUAGAAACUUAAAUAUUAUAAUAAGUGGCAUUCAAUUCUAUUAUGUUAUCAUAUACUAUUAAAAUAAUCUGUCUUAGAAUGGAUUUAUUAUGUAAUGAUUUUGGAUUAUUUAUUCUUUAAAUAAUAAUUAGUCAUAAUGACCUUUUUAUUCCUAGUUGUGUCUGUGUUGCAUGUGUAAGACAUGACUGCACAUACUGAGAUGAUGGUCACUAACAGUGCUACAUCUUGGUUUAUACAGUGCUAUUGUUGUUUUGAAGGUCAGCAUGACACAAUCAAUCCAUGCAUGAUCAUGUCCUUGCCUAGAGACGUUUAUCCGACUAAUGUACUAUCUUUUGUACUGGUAUUACAAAUAAGCAAUUUUUGUUCGAAAAAAAAAAAUAAGCAAAUUUUAUUUUCCAUUUUUAGGGUAAGUAGCUUUUUAAAUUAAGGCAUUUAAAGAACAAGCAAAUGUUUUCUUAUCAUAAAUGAAGCCAUAUUAAUUCAUUUAUUUAUUUGAGCACAAUUCAUAUUAAGUUAGAUACAGUUGGGAUGUUUAAGGAUUGUAUAAUUAGUGUCAAAAUAGCCUGCAAUCAAAACUUCAAGCCCAGUUUAAGCUUCUACAACACUGCUUAAUACCAAUGAAAACAGCGUACCAAUGUGAUGGAUGAUUGUCCUCUUGUGAACGGGAAGAUGAAUUGUUGAGAUAUGUUUUUAAAACAGACUGUGUGUACCCAAGGACCACCCUGAUUCGUGGAGGAGUCUGGUGGAUGCUAUCACUGUUGUUAGACAUGGGAGAAGCUUGGGUUUGUUUAUCCAGAAAGGUGCAUGUAUUGUGUUGGUUUGUUUCUGUAUUUUGUGCCCAUGAGUUGUAUACGAGUCGAAUGUUAGUCGUCAUUGGUCGCUACCAUCACUCAUUAAAAAUAAUGAAAACAAAAAGAUGUCUAUUUAUUGAACCCAAAACAUGGGUUUUGAUAAGUUGUACCUUCAUAUUAUCUUUCAUGGUAUAAUAAAAAGAGUGAGAAAUGCA
Messenger RNA from Haliotis rufescens (red abalone), 7867 nucleotides. RefSeq names its product zinc finger SWIM domain-containing protein 5-like. Gene Ontology annotation, cellular component: Cul2-RING ubiquitin ligase complex. Gene Ontology annotation, molecular function: zinc ion binding. NCBI's taxonomy places the organism in Eukaryota, Metazoa, Mollusca, Gastropoda, Lepetellida, Haliotidae. The transcript has 17 exons. The coding region runs from base 1 to 3438 and encodes 1145 amino acids. The record is from RefSeq and is a predicted model, not a curated record.